Molecule: messenger RNA, 1212 nt
Organism: Mizuhopecten yessoensis (Yesso scallop)
Lineage: Eukaryota; Metazoa; Mollusca; Bivalvia; Pectinida; Pectinidae
Product: patched domain-containing protein 3-like
Exons: 4
Coding region: 1-1212 (403 amino acids)
Cellular component (GO): membrane
Source: RefSeq, a predicted model, not a curated record
AUGGUGUGUUGGAGUGUGUAUGCCAGAGUUGAGAAAGCGAUUGGGAAGGUGUUUGCAAGGUAUGGAGAAUUUGUUGGUACCUAUCCAUGGAUUUUCCUAACAGUUUCCGUACUUGUGUGUUGUUUACUGAGGAUUGGACUUAUCAACCUGAAAUCUGAAACAGACGUAGAGAAGGUCUACACACCAAUGGAUAGCCAGGCCUCUAAAGACAGAAGUACGAUCAGAACCCUGUUUAGCGAUUACUCUGGUACGAACUUUUACUCACAGAACCUAAUUGAAAGGAAUCUACACGGCAGUGUGAUUUUCAAAAGCAAAACCUCGUCAAAUCUGCUCAGCCUCACUAAUAUACAGGAAAUAAAGACAUUUCACGAUCAAAUCAAAGCGAACGUGUUUGGAAAUGGAAUGGACUAUUCACAGUUGUGUGCUGUUCGAGCUUCUCAGACAACCAACAGUUCACGGACAGUUCCAAAUUAUGGGAAAAAGACUGUGUCCUACAUGAAAACCCUCCAAUCACCGAUAUUCGAUGUCGUGUAUGCACAUUCGUCAUCUCUGGACGAGGAGCUUACAGCGAACAUCCGUGGCGACAUAGUAUUUGUGUCGCUGACCUUCACCUUGAUGAUCGUGUACGCGACUUUUGUCACCUUGACCUGUGAUUGCAUGCUUGACAGACAAAAUUUGGGCCGGGCUGGUGUCAUAGCAACCGGACUAGGCAUCGUAGCUUCAUUUGGGCUGGUCAGUGCUUGUGGGGUGGAGUUCGUCUCCAUAGUUGGGGUGAUGCCUUUUCUUAUAUUAGGUAUCGGGAUUGAUGAUAUGUUUAUACUGUUGGCCGGACUCGCAGAGGUCCCGUUACUUGCAACAACCCCAAAACAGCGCACUAGUGGAGUGUCCAUAACUAUCACAUCCCUGACUGACAUACUAGCAUUCGGUGUGGGUGCCUCCUCUGUUUUCCUUGGCGUGCGGAACUUUUGCAUAUUUACAGGGGUUGCUGUCCUGUUUUGUUAUAUCAACUUCGUGACCUUCUUCAUCGCCUGUAUUGCGAUCAACGAUAGAAGGAUAUCAGCUAACAGACACUGUUUAUGCUGCCACCCAAUAGAAAUGAAGAGUGACACGACAACCGCUUCCCCGUUACUUCGGUUUUGCUGUGGCGGCACUGCUCCUUCCUCCGAGAUAGAAAUGCAUUUUUAUUAUGUGGAAAUUUGGAUUUCUUCGUAA